Fimicolochytrium jonesii is the source of this 516-nucleotide messenger RNA. RefSeq lists its product as uncharacterized. The transcript is spliced from 3 exons. The record is from RefSeq and is a predicted model, not a curated record. Bases 1 to 516 code for a protein of 171 amino acids. NCBI's taxonomy places the organism in Eukaryota, Fungi, Chytridiomycota, Chytridiomycetes, Spizellomycetales, Powellomycetaceae.
AUGGAUAAGCCGCUUCUUAUUUGUCAGGAGGAGCCCCUCCGCAACCCAAGAAGCCUCAGCGCCGGGCGCACAACCAGACUCUUCACACCCGCGGCGUCCAACAUCACACCCCCAUUUCACACCUCCCAGUUCGCAGAAGUUGGACAAAUGCGGCACCAUCUCGAAGCAUACCACACCCACCUAUGGGGCGCCUUCUACCUCACGCUUGCGAUACUCGGUGGUGUCUUUGCGGGGGCGCUCAAGUGGCAGGCGCAGACCGAGUUUACCGGGGAGCAGGUUUGGAUCUGGCUUACUCUCGUUGGCAUCCUUCUCGACUUUGCCCCUGGGCUGGACUCGAUGUUGAAAGCCGCUGGAACCCCGCCAAACGUCGUACUACGGACCCAGGUGGAACAGCAGGAUCUCGUUGCCAUCCACGAACUUGGGCUUGGGAUACACAUGACGAUCAAGACUCGGCUGAGUUGCGGACCGGGAGUGAUUGCCAGUCUCUGCAUAAUCGGCCGACAUCACUUACAAUGA